UCUCAUCAUCCCUGUUCUAAUAAACUUGUCAGAGACAAACUUUGGCCGGUAUGGGCAAGGGCGUAUUUACCACAAGGCAAACAAGGCAUUUGCCUAGGGCGGCAUUUUUUAGAGAGGCAGUGCCACCCCUGGAAGAAGGGAUGGAAGAAGGGACACACGCAGCAUGGGGACCAGAUGGGAUCUGAGAGAGGCUGCAGGCUGCUUGAUGGUGUAUUCAGAGCCUGACUCUCAUUCCUGGGCGUGUCUCUUCUCUCUCACAGGGGGUGGUGGUAGUGGAAGGCUCUCUUGGGUGGGGGGGGGUGUUA
Messenger RNA from Staurois parvus, 305 nucleotides. Lineage: Eukaryota; Metazoa; Chordata; Amphibia; Anura; Ranidae. The record is from the annotation of a GenBank genome assembly.